AGUCUGGACGCGCUCUAGCCGCUGUGUCCCACUGAACUCCUAGGAGUGAAUGACAGACACGCAGCAGACGGACACUAAUCUCUCCAGAGUCCAACACGGCUGUCUGGAAUGAUGGGUGACGUUCAGUUUGUUACGGGAUCUCAUGUCUCCAAGACGACUCUGACUCUGGGACGAGGUUCCCCCAGCAAAGAGCCCCCUGUUUUUACCCUCCCGCCACGUAAUACCCGCGUCUGCCAAGGGGGUACCGCGCGCCUUGAAGGCAAGGUGCGUGGUUUUCCAGAGCCCCGGGUUUGCUGGUUUAGGAAAGGGAAGCUACUGAUAGCAGGAGAUCAUUAUUCAAUGGAACACAGUGCUCGUGGGAGCUUUAGUCUGGUGGUCCAGGAAGUCCAGGAUGACGAUGGAGGACGGUACACCUGUGAAGCUGUCAAUGAUGCUGGGAGCUGCCAGGUCACAGUGGAGAUCAUUGUGGAAGGAAAUGCAGGGAAAAAAUACAGUCUUCCUUCCUCCAACAGAGCAGGUGGAUCUCUGGGUGUUCCUGCAGUAGAGAACAGACCCAGUAUCUGGGGUGAAAGCCCCCCAAAGUUUGUGGCUAAACCUUCUCGCCUGUAUCUCAAAGUGGGACAGAGCGGCAAAUUCUCAGCCAAGAUCACGGGACGACCCCAGCCACUGGUGCAGUGGUAUAAGGGAGCAGAGACGAUCCAGCAGUCAGAUCACUUUAACAUGUUUGAGAGGUCAGGAAUGCAUUUCCUGGAGAUACGCCACAUGUGCUCAGAGGACGCUGGUGUCUACAGCUGUCUGGUGGCCAACAGUGCUGGGAAAGCCUCUGCAGCUGCUGAACUCAUUGCUCAAGAUGGAGACGCUGAAACAGUCACCAUGCCCAAACCAUCUCAAGAUCUCUCUACACAAUCUGUGGUCAAGCACAGCACCAACGGUCUGGACACUGAACAGAAAACGUCUAGCACAUCCGUCCGAACUGCAACCGCAGAGACAAGCGCACCGCUGUCCGCUGCUACUGUAGCCAGUGUUCAUUCUGUGACCAGAACAGAGGCACCGAAAAUAACAUCAUCACCAUCCUCACAACCUAUCAGCAAGUCCACAGAUGGAAGAUCAGCAGCUGGUCAAAAGACAUCACACUUUGUGAAGGAAAGAAGUCAGAACAUUGUAAAGAAAGAGUCGCAUGGCAUCAGAAGAGCUUGGGAUUCGUACAGAGCUCCAGAAGAGAUUCCUGAAACAUCACAGCGGGAGUCGAGCAGAGACGUUCGCCAGGAAACCAAAGAGAGCAAAACAGACUUUCUAGAAACUCCACCCAGUUUUGAAUCCCAGCCUGAGAGCCAAGAGGUUGUGCAGGGUGAAAAGGUCACGUUCAGAUGCCAAGUGUCUGGGUCUCCAGUGCCGACAGUGAGCUGGCUGAAGGAUGGAGCUCCUCUGAGACAGAGAUCAGGCGUCAGCACACGACAGGAGGGCAGUCUGCAUGUCCUGUGUCUGGAGAGCGCUCACAUAACUGACACGGGACAGUACGGCUGCACUGCUGCCAACAAAAGAGGAAAGACUGCGGCCCACUGCAGCCUGACUGUCAAACCUAAACCAGGUGUUAAGAGGUCUGCUGCUCCUCCUGUGACUGAUGUGAGGAGGCCGUCUUCCCCGGUGUUCCUCAGAGGUCUGCAGGAUCUCAGAGUCAUGGACGGCUGUCAGGUCACAAUGACCGUGGAAGUGACAGGAAAUCCUGCCCCUGAGGUGGUCUGGCUGCAUAAUGGAAAAGAGAUCCAAGAGUCUGAGGAUUUUCAUUUUGAGAGGAAGGGCUGUCGGUAUACUCUCUUCAUACAGGAAGUGUUUCCUGAGGACACAGGGACAUACACCUGUGAGGUGUGCAAUGAAGCCGGAGUCGCUCGCACCGAAGCCUCACUCACGGUACAAGAGCCUCAAGAUGGAGUUCAGCCCUGGUUCAUCACUAAAACCAAGUCCACUGCCGCCUCCCUGGGUCAACACGCUCUGCUGUCCUGUGCGAUCGCUGGUGACCCCUUCCCAGAAUUCCUCUGGAUGAAGGAUGGGCAGGUCAUAUCUGGAGGUGGGGACUUUGAGAUCCUACAGAAGGAAGACGUUGUCUCAUUGCUCAUCAGGAAAGUGAAGACACAUCAUGCUGGAAACUAUGAGAUUCAUCUCAAGAAUAAAGUAGGAGAGUGCAGGUCAGUGGCAGCUCUGCAGGUCAGCGAGGACCCCAUGCCAUCUGGUGACGAUUCUCAUAAACGCCGAGGGGUGGAGAGGACUGCGGCAGGCAGGGGAGGACAGCUGGAGACUCCCAGUGCUGCAGCGUCGCACUCCGAGCAACUCUGGGAACACGACAGUCAGGAUCAGGAAGAAGAGGAGGGCUGUGCCACCCGUGGGCUUCUCAAACGGUGCGUGGAGACAAAGGAGCAUCGGGAAGACCAGAUCCGUCAGCAGGAGGCCGAACAGAUCGACUUCAGAACCGUGCUCGGCCGCAAGGUCACCACUAAGAGCGUCUCUGAGGAAGACCUGAAGGAGAUCACGGCCGAGCAGAUGGACUUCAGGGGGAACCUCCAACGGCAGAUCAAGCCCAAGACCCAGACAGAAGAGGAACGCAAAGUCAACUCUCCACAGCAGGUGGACUUCAGAGCAGUGCUGGGAAAGAAGGGAAGCCAAGGCCCAAAACCCAGUCUUGGAUCCUUAGUGAAAGCACAAGCCAACAAAACUGAAGCUGUUGACUUCAGAUCCGUGUUAGGCAACAAGAAAAAACAACCAAGCCAGGACAGGAAUGGAGAAAGCCAAGGCAAUAAAGAUGCCAGAGGAAAGGAAAACGAUGUGAAUUGUGUGGAUGGAGGGAUAAAAGAAAAAACAAAAGAGCCCAUUUUUACGCAGAAACUGAGUGACAUGACAGUAUUGGAUGGGGAACGUUUGCAUCUGGAGUGCCAACUUUCCUCUGAGUCUCCAGCUAAAGUGACAUGGACGCUUGAUGGAAAACUCAUCAAACCAUCCAAAUUCAUCGUCAUUGCUAACGAGGGUGGUAAGUGCUCUCUGAGCAUUGAUAAAGCUCUGCCUGAGGAUGAAGGACAGUAUGUUUGCAGGGUGGAGACUAACGAGGGCAAGACAGAGUGUUCCUGUAUGGUCCUAGUGGAUGAUCCCAGUGUCUCCACACCAGCUGAUAAGCGGAGCAGGAAGCCCUCUACCCCGACCACAGAGAAUGAGGCCAAAAUAAAGAAACCCCCACCCAAAACGCUUCCUAAACAAGGUGCUCCUCCUCAGAUCCAGCAGUUCCCUGAUGAUAUGAAGAUCCUGGCGGGUCAGGAGGUCAGUCUGCUGUGUCAGUUCACUGGAGCUCAGCCCAUCAGCUGCACCUGGCUCAAGUUCCGCAAACCAAUUCAGGAAGGUCAGGGCAUCUCGGUAGUGAGCACAGACAGCAGCAGUCAGCUGACCAUCACAGAAGGACAGCAGGAGCACUGUGGCUGCUACACCAUCGAGCUCAAGAACAGCUGCGGCGUGAGACAGGCCGCCCUCAACCUCACUAUAGUCGAUAAGCCCGACCCUCCUGCUCGUGUCCCGGCAUCCUCAGACAUCCGUAAGUCCAGCCUCACACUGUCCUGGUACGGGCCGACAGACGACGGCGGCAGCGCCGUCCAGUCCUACAACCUGGAGACGUGGAGCUCUGUGGACAUGAAGUGGACAGAUCUGGCGUCCUGUAACAGCACCUCCUAUAACGUGCAGAACCUGCUUCCAGACAGGCAGUACAAGUUUCGAGUGAGAGCGGUGAAUAUUUAUGGUGUGGGAGAGCCCAGCGCUGAGUCUGCACCCGUGCAGGUGGGGCUGGAGGCCGAGGAGGAAAAUAAAGAUGAAGCUGAGCCUUCAGAUGAUGAAUCAGAGAAGGGACCGGAUUACAGAAAUGUGACGAUCGGGACAGACGUGAAGGUGAAGGACCUGUAUGAUGUGGAAGACAGACUGGGCACAGGGAAAUUCGGGACUGUUUUCAAACUGAUAGAAAAGUCCACAUCCCCCUGCUCUGCACACCUAUCAGAAAGAUUUCUUCUUUCAUUGUUUCUUGUUCUCUUUAGCGUCAGUGGUUUGUCUCCCUUCAUGGGGGACAAUGACAACGAGACGCUGUCUAACGUGACCUCAGCGACGUGGGACUUUGAGGACGAGGCGUUUGAUGAGAUCUCAGACGAGGCCAAAGACUUUAUCAGUAACCUGCUGAAGAAAGACAUGAAAGCUCGCCUGAGCUGCGAUCAGUGUUUCCAGCACCCCUGGCUCAAACAGGACACCACCAAUAUGGAGACCAAGAAGCUUUCCAAAGAGAGGAUGAAGAAAUACAUUCUGAGAAGAAAGUGGCAGAAAACAGGGCACGCGGUACGAGCUAUCGGUCGACUGUCUAACAUGGCAUUGUUGGCAGGCGUUCAUGCCAAAAAGAGCUCCCCCAAUGAAGAGGAUAAACAGUUUGCUGCUGAAUUGGAGGAGAAAACUCGAAUGAAACCCACGUUCAGUAAUGUUAUUAAAGAUGUUGAGGUGGUGGAAGGCAGUGCUGCUCGGUUCGACUGCAGAAUCGAAGGUUAUCCUGACCCUGAGGUGGUGUGGUAUAAGGACGACCAGCCGAUUAAAGAGACGCGCCAUUUUCAGAUCGAUUAUGACGAAGAUGGAAAUUGCAGUCUUGUUAUUUCUGAGGUCAGCGGUGAUGAUGACGCAAAGUACACCUGCAAGGCCAUGAACAGCGUCGGGGAGGCCAGCUGCACCGCCGAACUCAUCGUGGAGGUGAUGGGACGAGAGGAGGAGGAGGAGGAGGAAGAGUAAAAGACAACCUCUUUUGUCACGUUUCUCUUUUACACCUGUCUUUCGGACUUUCAGAUGAUGAGGAUGAUGAAGACCUCAGAUCACCUUUUGCUGCAUUUCCUUCAUUGCACUUCCAGUUUGUUCUUAUUGUAUUUAUGCAACAGCCAGCUAUCAGAUUUGUUCAUCACAUGACAUCAAUAUUACUCACAUUCUUCAUUGUCAUGUUUUACUCCAACCAAACAUUUCUAAACUCACAUGUGUGUUUGUGUGAUGAUCAUCGCUCGUGACUGUGUGAGACUGUGUGAGCUGUUACGGCAGCUUUAUUUAAGCACUGCAAACUCAUGUAAGGUUGUGUGUUUUUGUCUGGAGACGUUUUCCUCCUCUUUCACCAUCUGUCACAGUAGCAGCACUCAACAGAUAUUUGGAGACACGUGUUAAAUGUAUGUUUAUUUGAUUAGGAAUGUCUGUAGAUUAUAUUUCUUGAAAUGUUUUUUAGAUAUAUACGCGUUUGAUAAAGUGCAGAUUGCAUUGUAAUGAGAACACUACAAAUGUAGUUAUUCACUUUUAAAGAUUAAAUUUUGAUCACAAACACUGUAAGUUGUUGUGCUCACUUAAAAAACAGAGUCAUUGAAAGUUGUUAAAACAAUUUAUGACAGUCAUAAUCCAGUGCAUCCUUGGCUGCUUUUGUACAACUAAGGAAAAUAUUAAAGGACACAAUUCAUUAAAAUGUUAUUUUACUAAGCUAAUUCCAAAAUAAACGAAGAGUAAAAAUUAAACCGCAUCGUGUCCUACAACAUCAAAAAAAAAGUUGGGAAAGUUUGCCUAUUACAGAACAUCACUCCCCCCACCCCCUGUAUUUUUCAUAUUUUGGUCACUGUUACGUUUAAGGAUUGGACACAUCCUGAAGUAUAGUCAGGGGCAUUAAGUUCAACUUUGUUUCGAGUUUCAAAUUAAAACUAACAGCACACUCUUCGCCAGAUGGCGCUGUGUUGUCACAACUAUACAUUCAAUGUGUUGUCUCAAGAUAUUUUGGACAUAAAACAGUUGUGACCCUGGACC
Messenger RNA from Sinocyclocheilus grahami, 5829 nucleotides. Its product is annotated as myosin light chain kinase, smooth muscle-like. Gene Ontology annotation, biological process: protein phosphorylation. The record is from RefSeq and is a predicted model, not a curated record. The transcript is spliced from 30 exons. NCBI's taxonomy places the organism in Eukaryota, Metazoa, Chordata, Actinopteri, Cypriniformes, Cyprinidae. The coding region runs from base 109 to 4791 and encodes 1560 amino acids. Gene Ontology annotation, molecular function: protein binding; protein kinase activity; ATP binding.